UUUUGCGCUAUCGCACAAUCGCACUGUAUGCUGCUGUUGGCUGUAUGCGUAUGUACUGUGAGAGGUACGUCGACGUCAAUCAACUGCGUGAAGCUUACAGUCUUUACGCACGACGGCCGUCAUUACGUUGACGCGUAAUUAUGAGCUGCGGAUUCGUCACUUGCGGCCCGAACGAGGCUCUCGUUGUCUCAGGAUGUUGCUACAGCAAACCUCUCUUGGUGCCUGGAGGCCGGGUGUUUGUUUGGCCACUCGUACAACAAGUACAAAAGAUUUCCCUGAAUACAAUGACUUUACAAGUUGAAAGUCCAACGGUAUAUACUUGUCAAGGAGUUCCGAUAUCUGUAACAGGCAUAGCACAGGUAAAAAUUCAAGGGCAAAAUGAAGAGAUGUUAUCUACAGCGUGUGAGCAAUUUCUUGGAAAAUCUGAAGAUGAAAUACAUAACAUAGCUCUCGUCACUCUAGAAGGACAUCAACGAGCUAUAAUGGGCAGUAUGACUGUAGAAGAAAUUUACAAGGAUCGUAAAAAAUUUAGCAAAGAGGUCUUUGAAGUUGCAAGCAGUGAUCUAGUCAAUAUGGGCAUUACUGUUGUAUCAUAUACAUUGAAAGAUAUCCGGGACGAGGAAGGGGCAAAGGGUUAUCUGCAAGCUCUUGGUAUGGCACGUACAGCAGAAGUAAAAAGAGAUGCUAGAAUAGGUGAAGCAGAAGCUCGCAGAGAUGCUCAAAUUAGAGAAGCUAUUGCUGAAGAACAAAGAAUGGCUGCACGCUUCUUAAAUGAUACAGAGAUCGCAAAAGCGCAACGUGAUUUUGAAUUGAAAAAGGCUGCUUAUGAUGUUGAAGUUCAAACUAAAAAAGCUGACGCAGAAAUGGCCUUUGAAUUACAAGCGGCAAAAACUAAACAGAGGAUUAUGGAAGAGCAAAUGCAAGUAAAAGUUGUGGAACGCAGCCAGGAGAUCGCCGUGCAAGAGCAGGAAAUGCUAAGACGUGAAAGAGAAUUAGAUGCCACUGUACGACGUCCUGCUGAUGCAGAAAAAUACAGAUUAGAGAAAAUGGCCGAAGCCAAUAAAUUGCGCCUUGUUAUGGAAGCCGAAGCUGAAGCUGAAGCUAUUAAGAUUCGCGGUGAGGCGGAAGCCUUUGCUAUCGAAGCGAAAGCUAAGGCAGAGGCGGAGCAAAUGGCAAAGAAAGCUGCAGCAUGGAAUGAAUAUAAGAGCGCAGCCAUGAUAGACAUGAUGCUCGAUACUCUUCCAAAGGUUGCUGCCGAAGUAGCCGCACCUCUAUCUCAAGCAAAAAAGAUAACUAUGGUUUCGAGCGGUAAUGGCACUAUUGGUGCUGAAAAACUAACUGAAGAAGUUUUCAAUAUCGUACAGCGUGUUCCAGAUCUUGUUAAAAAUUUGACGGGCGUGGAUAUUGCGAAGUCUGUACAUGCUGCGUAAAUAUGAAGAGCAAUAAUUUCCCUGAUUAUAUAUUCUUUAAUUCAUAAAAAAAUAUUUAGUGAAGUCUUUUGUUAUACAUAUAUACAUUUGCUUUAAAGAUUUCGCCGUGUAGUGCGGGCCAAGUGUAAUUAAACAUCGGAAUUCAACACUUUCACUGCCAUUUUGUAGUUUUUCUGUCUAAAACGUGUGUAUCUUGUUUCAAAUUGACGCAUUUUUAUUUUGAAAAUUAGCACAAAUGAUCUUAUUUUUAUUAAUUUUAAGAAUAUAAUACCUUACACAAGGAAUUUUAUUAUUUGUUCAUUCCAAUAAUUUUUAUUAAUCUAAACAGUGAAAGUGUGACAUUACUUUGCUUGAUAUUAUUUUUAUACCAAUCAUUUUUUUAUGAAGAUUUUACUAACUGCUUAGUAUAUUUUCCUAACUCAAUGUCUUGUUAAAUAAAAAAAGUGUGUGUUCUCUGUCGAAUCUCUUGAGGGCCGAUCAUGAUGUCCCUCUGUCUAUAAUUCUAUGCCAAUAUGUGCCGAAUGCCAUUACUCUAAAUAUUCUAUUAUGUGUAUCUUACAAAUAUAUUAAGCAUCUGUUUAGAGAUGAAAGUAUUUAGUGUACUCAACAUCUAAUGUUCUCAGCAUUACUUAAUAUCGUUCAUUAUAAAGAGAUCUUUCUUCUAGUCCUCCGACAUAAAUUUAUAUUUGGCGUGAGCGUUCUAUUUUCUGUAUAAGAUGUACAAGAUAAAGGAAACAGUAAUAUAUUUUCCCACCCCACGUUUAUAUAUAUACAAAAGUCAUUGAGAUCACUGUGAUCCAAUCAUUUAUAUGAAUUAUGGUUGUAACUUUUGAAUAAAAGCUUCUGACUACAUACAUAUUUCCAUGAUCGGCAUAAAGCUUUAAACAAAUAUUUGAUUUUAUGUAUUAUAGUGACAAGUAAAUUUAACGAGC
Molecule: messenger RNA, 2362 nt
Organism: Monomorium pharaonis (pharaoh ant)
Lineage: Eukaryota; Metazoa; Arthropoda; Insecta; Hymenoptera; Formicidae
Gene: Flo1
Product: flotillin-1
Exons: 11
Coding region: 141-1430 (429 amino acids)
Biological process (GO): protein localization to plasma membrane; positive regulation of cell-cell adhesion mediated by cadherin; positive regulation of cell junction assembly
Cellular component (GO): plasma membrane
Source: RefSeq, a predicted model, not a curated record